Molecule: messenger RNA, 1797 nt
Organism: Penicillium odoratum
Lineage: Eukaryota; Fungi; Ascomycota; Eurotiomycetes; Eurotiales; Aspergillaceae
Product: Y-family DNA polymerase
Exons: 2
Coding region: 1-1797 (598 amino acids)
Biological process (GO): error-prone translesion synthesis
Cellular component (GO): nucleus
Molecular function (GO): damaged DNA binding; DNA-directed DNA polymerase activity
Source: RefSeq, a predicted model, not a curated record
AUGGCGUCCCCUGGUGGACCUUCCAAAGACAUGAAAUCCGAGUCGGCUGAGAAGUAUGAGAAUAAUGACACGUUAAAAUACUCUUUGCUAGGACCAUCUCUAACCAAAGCGGGUCAAGAUGCCGUUGAUCAGCGUAAGGUCUCUGAAAUCAUCUACGAAGCAUCUAAAGGUUCCAAAUUUUUCAACCAUGAGCAAGACCGCGAUCGAAACCUGACUAUUAAGAUUGAGCGUAUUCGCAAGGAAAGAUCUCAUCUUGAAACUUUGGAUCUCAGUCAUGACCUGCGACGGGCGGAUGAGUACCUGGCUGAGUUGGAAUCGACUCGAGAUCUUUCACAAUAUGUGGUUCAUGUCGAUUGUGACGCGUUCUUCGCCGCCGUCGAGGAAUUGGACCGGCCGGAAUUGAAAACGGUUCCCAUGGCCGUGGGCAAAGGUGUUUUAACCACUUGCAAUUACCUGGCUCGGAAAUUUGGCGUGCGUAGCGGAAUGGCGUCAUUUGUGGCUAAGAAGCUUUGCCCUCAACUCGUUCUUCUUCCAAUGAAUUACGAUAAAUAUACGGCGAAAGCCAAGGAGAUUCGCGCAAUUCUGGCACAGUACGAUCCUAUGUAUGAGAGCGCCAGCAUCGACGAGGCUUAUUUGAACAUCACUGCCUAUUGCGCUGAAAAUGAACUGGAUCCGGAGGAAACCGUCCAACGAAUGCGCGCUGAAAUUCUAGAGACCACCAAGGUGUCCGUGUCGGCUGGGAUUGCUGCAAAUGCAAAAAUUGCAAAAAUAUCGUCUAAUCGAAACAAACCCAACGGUCAGUUUCGGGUUCCGAACGAUCGGGCUGCGAUCAUGGAGUUCAUGCGAGUACUUCCCGUGCGCAAAGUGAAUGGAGUAGGCCGUGUCUUUGAACGAGAACUAGGCUCCAUUGGAAUCGAAACUUGCGGUGAUAUUUAUCCACAUCGUGGGCUCUUGACCAGAUUAUUUGGUGAAAAAGCAUUCCAGUUCCUUGCCCAGUGCUAUCUAGGUCUGGGCCGUACAAAAAUCCAGCCGGUCGAAACCUACGAGCGAAAAAGCGUGGGAACCGAGACGACAUUCCACGAAAUUGGGGACAAGGAGGAGAUUCGUGCCAAGUUGCAAUCAGUGUCUCAAGAACUGGAAGGGGAUCUAGCACGCACGCAGUUCAAAGGUCGAACAUUGGUUCUCAAAGUCAAACUACACACGUUUGAAGUCCUGACUCGUCAAAUAGCUCCGUCUCGGGCAGUCUCUCAGGCGAAAGAUCUGUACAAUUUCGCACUACCCAUGCUAGUCAAAUUGGAAAAGGAAAUCCCUGGCAUGAAGCUGCGAUUACUUGGUCUCCGUUGCACAAAUUUGGUCAGUACCAAGAAAGCUGGCAUCAACUUCUUCGGUGCUGCAGCUGUACUAGCCAGACCUAGCUCGACAGACACGCCGGACUCUAAUUCCCAUGAUAUUAGUGCGGAGGAGGCUUUUGAGACUGCUGCUCGACAAGAGAUCCAAGAUGAAAUGAAUGACUUGGAACAGCUCAGUCAGGAGGCAGCCGGAUCCGACACUGCGAAUGUGCCCGAUCUUGAUCCUCCGGCCCAAUGGAACUGUCCCAUAUGUGGUCGCGCUCAAGUAGCCGAUUACCGAAUCUUUAAUGAUCAUGUGGACUUCUGUCUCUCUCGACAGACCAUUCGUGAAGCCACUCAGGAUACCCCAGAUACGCAGGAAGAAUCCAUCCUAAGCCGGAAGCGCAAGUCAGCUCAGCCAUCUCCUUCUGAUGCUGACCCUCGGCAGAAACGUCUAUUCUUUCGCUGA